Molecule: messenger RNA, 537 nt
Organism: Talpa occidentalis (Iberian mole)
Lineage: Eukaryota; Metazoa; Chordata; Mammalia; Eulipotyphla; Talpidae
Product: ubiquitin-40S ribosomal protein S27a
Exons: 1
Coding region: 39-509 (156 amino acids)
Biological process (GO): translation; protein ubiquitination; modification-dependent protein catabolic process
Cellular component (GO): cytoplasm; ribosome; nucleus
Molecular function (GO): protein tag activity; structural constituent of ribosome; ubiquitin protein ligase binding
Source: RefSeq, a predicted model, not a curated record
CUUUCCGCUGCGCCGACCGUGGUGGACCCGCCACCAAGAUGCAGAUUUUCGUGAAAACUCUCACGGGGAAGACGAUUACCCUCGAGGUUGAACCCUCGGAUACAAUCGAAAAUGUAAAGGCCAAGAUCCAGGAUAAGGAAGGAAUUCCUCCUGAUCAGCAGAGACUAAUCUUUGCUGGCAAACAACUGGAAGAUGGACGAACUUUGUCUGACUACAACAUUCAGAAGGAGUCCACUCUUCAUCUUGUCCUGAGACUGCGUGGUGGUGCUAAGAAAAGAAAGAAGAAGUCUUACACCACUCCCAAGAAAAAUAAACAUAAGAGAAAGAAGGUUAAGCUGGCUGUCCUGAAAUAUUAUAAGGUGGAUGAGAAUGGCAAAAUCAGUCGCCUUCGUCGGGAGUGCCCAUCCGAUGAAUGUGGUGCUGGAGUUUUUAUGGCCAGCCACUUUGACAGACAUUAUUGUGGCAAAUGUUGUCUGACCUAUUGUUUCAACAAACCAGAAGACAAGUAAUUGUGUAUGGCUUCAUAAUAAAUGACAU